Molecule: messenger RNA, 744 nt
Organism: Maudiozyma barnettii
Lineage: Eukaryota; Fungi; Ascomycota; Saccharomycetes; Saccharomycetales; Saccharomycetaceae
Gene: DCG1
Product: Dcg1p
Exons: 1
Coding region: 1-744 (247 amino acids)
Source: RefSeq, a predicted model, not a curated record
AUGAGUGUUUACCCCAAGUUAUUGGUGGUGAAUCCCAAUAGUAGUACGGAAAUGACAGCGGAUAUUGAGGUAAACAUUUCUAGGUAUUUUAAGUUAAAGAAGCAACCAGAAUUUCUUAACUAUAUUUCAUUUUAUACAGGAUCAUCAGAAGCACCAAAACAAAUAUCUGGUAACGAAACAAGUCUACUAAGUUUAAAUACAUGCUUACCUGAACUGACUGACCCUAAUGGAAAAUAUUACUACAAUAAUUUCGAUGGUGUCUUAAUUGCUUGUUUUUCGGAUCAUCCACUAGUCAAUGCCUUAGCAAUGGAAGCUAAAGAGGCAAAUAAUGAUACUGUUAUAGUUGGAUUACUAAACACAAGUAUCAGUUACUGUUCGUUGUUUCAGACUAAGACGUUUUCAGUAUUAACAUCAAAUAACGAAUGGAAGACUAUCCUGGAUGAAUCAAUCGAGGGAAAGUACCUAACAAAUGCAUCCAAACCAUUGUGGAAAGGGACAGUUCCAACGAACCUAGAUGUUCUUGAUUUACAUGAUCAAAAUAAUUAUAAAGCAAUUGCCGAUAUUAUUCGUUCAAAGAAUCUAGGUGAAUUGAAGUCUAAUCUCAUCAUUCUCGGAUGUGCAGGAUUUUCUUCUAUUCACACCAAGUUACAACAAACAUUUAAGGAUGACCUGACAGUAGAAUUCAUAGAACCUGUCACUAUCGGUAUCGAGACAUUGGUCUACCUCUGUAACGGAUUUUUGUAA